Messenger RNA from Triticum turgidum subsp. durum (durum wheat), 780 nucleotides. The record is from the annotation of a GenBank genome assembly. NCBI's taxonomy places the organism in Eukaryota, Viridiplantae, Streptophyta, Magnoliopsida, Poales, Poaceae.
AUGUCGAUGGCGCCGAAGCGGAAGCUUAGCAUGGGGCGGCAGAAGAUCGAGAUCCGGCGGAUCGAGAGCGAGGAGGCGCGCCAGGUGUGCUUCUCCAAGCGCCGGGCGGGGCUGUUCAAGAAGGUGAGCGAGCUGGCCGUGCUCUGCGGCGCCGAGGUGGCCGCCGUCGUCUUCUCCCCGGCCGGCAAGGCCUUCUCCUUCGGCCACCCCUCCGUCGAGGCCAUCCUCGACCGCUUCAUCCCCUCCGCGGCGCAGCUCGGUGCGGCGGGGGCCGGCGCGGGCCUGGGCGCCGCCGGCGACCGCAACCUGGCGGAGCUGAACCGACAGUACGGCCAGCUGCGCGAGCAGCUGGAGGCGGAGAAGGCGCGGAAGGAGCGCGCGGACGAGGCCAUGGCGAAGGAGCGCGCCAAGGGGAGCCAGGCGGCGGCGUGGCUCGACGCCGACCUGCGCGACCUGGGGGAGGAGGAGCUGAUGGCCUUCGCCGCCGCGCUGGCGGACGUGCAGGCCGCCGUCUCUGCGCGCGCCAACCAGGUGCUCCAGGAGGCGCUGGACGUCGGCCGCGCCAGGAGCGCCAGCCGCAUGCUCCUCGCGCCCCCGCCGCAGCAGCAGCAGCUCGUGGGCGGCGGUGGCUUUGAGUUCGCUAGCUGCAGCGCGAACUCCAGGAAUGAGAUGGAGAUGCAGCAGAUGUUGAUGGCCAUGCCGCCACCGCCGGAGUUCGCGGCCACCGGAAUGGAGAUGAUACAACAGGGGCUCGGGCCAAACUCCGGCUUCCCCUUCUGA